This is a messenger RNA of Anopheles aquasalis, 579 nucleotides long. RefSeq names its product NADH dehydrogenase (ubiquinone) 13 kDa A subunit (gene ND-13A). Gene Ontology annotation, biological process: mitochondrial electron transport, NADH to ubiquinone. Gene Ontology annotation, cellular component: respiratory chain complex I. NCBI's taxonomy places the organism in Eukaryota, Metazoa, Arthropoda, Insecta, Diptera, Culicidae. The record is from RefSeq and is a predicted model, not a curated record.
GUGCUAUCAACUAUUUAGUUAAAACACUUUGCAGUUCGUAGAAAUAUUUUUCAGGACCACAAGAACGAAAACAAAUCGCUGCACGGAAAACACAACCCGCCGGAUAUGGCCUCCCGGAUGCUCUUGUCGCCGGCCCGCCGGAUGGUCAGCUGCCACCGAUCCAUCAGCACGCAGGUGCUGGCCAGUCGCUGUGCCGUGAUUAAGGAUGAAAUUACCCACACAGGACAGUUCUACGAGGCUGGUGACUACCGAAAUGCCCGCUUCGUCAAUGCAACCAAGGUGGUAAACCCCAACUGGGCCGUGAAACUGAUUGACGAAACGCCAAUCAUCAAAUCAUCGCAGCGGGUUGUCUGCUGUGAUGGUGGUACCGAUCCUGCCCUCGGCCAUCCGAAGGUGUACAUCAAUUUGGAUAAACCGGGAGCUCACGCAUGCGGUUACUGUGGUCAGCGAUUCGAGAAGGAGGACCAUCACCACUGAAAAUUUCUCCCGUUCUAAUUCAUAAUGCCAGCAGGAAGCCGCGGGCCGUUGUUGUCACCCGUUAGUCAAAUAAACGAGGAACCCUGAUAUCGAACCUUCGAA